AUGUCGAGUAAACCGCCGUCGUGCUUGAUUAUCUUGACAGGGUUACCAAAGUCGAACAAGUCACUCGUCGCGAAAGACAUUCUGCGCCGUCUGCUCGACGCCGGUGAAGAAUGCGUCCUCGUGGACGAACCUUCGUUGAGUUUGAAACGAAAUAAGGCGUACAAAGAUGCUCGAAUGGAAAAAAUUACUCGUCAGACGUUGCAAUCGACGGUGGAAAGGUAUGUGAGACCAAACGGACCGCACGUCAUUUUAGACUCUAUGAAUUUAGUUAAAGGUUUUCGAUAUCAACUGUGGUGCAUAGCGCGAGAAAACGCGUGUCGUUGCGUGACUCUAUUCUGCGCUGACUCGCGAGAGGUUGCAACAUCUAGAAAUCAGAGCGCAGCAUUGAAGGAAGUGGAUGCAUCGGUUGAAGCGUAUGAAGAUUCCAUCUUUGAAGACUUGUGUAACAGGUAUGAGGUUCCCGAUACGCGGGAUCGGUGGCAUAAGCCAAUGUUUACGUUGAAAACGAAACCGAUAGCGUCAGAAGAUUUCUCGGGCGAGAUAUAUAAGGGGGAUUAUGUAAGCAAUAGCAACGAUGACGGCGCACAUGUAUUUGUUGAUGGUGAAAUGACGUAUGAUGCAAUCAUUCGAAUGGUUUCGGGAGAGGGAAGUUCCAAGGAUGAAACGACCGGAGAUGGUGACGGAGAGGCGAUGACGAGCCUGGAAGAGUCAUUCGCGAGAAACGCUGCUAUCGACGGUGCAUCGAGAAAGAGUUUGCGCCCAACAUUCGCAACGGCAACCACUCGGUUGAGUGAAACAAAUUUGAGAUACUCUUUGGACAAAGCUAUACAGCGCGUCAUAGAUUCAAUUGCCAAGCAAAAUUCUGCAAAUCCCCUAGGGGUUUCUGAACCGACGACAUAUACAUUUGAAGAUAUUCAUGGACAAGAUUGCAGCACGGGUCUUAAACCUAUCCGUUGUGUCAGACAACCUACCCUUAUCGAAUUGAGACGGUUUAAGAGAGACUUUUUGAAGAUAUCCUCGAGCUUAAAGACGAAGUCGUCGGAACAAAUUUCGCAGCUCUUCGCCGAAUGCGUUGCCCGAGACGUAAAAUAG
Messenger RNA from Bathycoccus prasinos, 1092 nucleotides. RefSeq lists its product with no specific name. The transcript has a single exon. The record is from RefSeq and is a predicted model, not a curated record. NCBI's taxonomy places the organism in Eukaryota, Viridiplantae, Chlorophyta, Mamiellophyceae, Mamiellales, Bathycoccaceae. The coding region runs from base 1 to 1092 and encodes 363 amino acids.